AUGCCCCGAGGCUUCGACCAACCCACGUCAAGUUCUGCGUCCCGAGCUACCAAUGCGGGACUACGCGAGCAGAGCAAUCAACCAUCAAACAUAAGAACUAGACAGGGUCGGUUCGAAGCUCCUGCUACGAUACCGGGAGCCGGAGAGGCGAAGCAACCAUACCCGACCACAUCCAGACGCAAGUCUAGUAGUCCCUCAGCUUUGCCCCUCCCACAAGUAUCGAGCGAACCUCAACCGCCUCCUUCCGGACGCAAAUCGCCUGCCUAUUUGCAAGGCAGGAACCCAUAUGGCCGAGUCUUGGACAAGGUUCAGCAUCCGUACCGGGAGCCCGAGGCAGUGACAACAGCACCUGUACCGCCUUCCCAAACUGGCUCCAAUAUCGGUUCACGGCCACCUGCGGUGGGCGUCACAGACUCCAAACAACAAUCUCUGGCCCAAGAGCCGGGUCGACGCGGCACCCAGACAACAUACCCGCCAUCAAGACAGCCACAGGUCCCCAAGUCAGUUCGCUCUGCCAAAGACUUCUUCGAGACGGAAGCCUUUCAACGUCCGUCAGCGUCCCGUCCCCCACCUUCAGUUCCUGGUACCAGUGCCGCGAAGGCGCUCGCACCGCAGACCUACCCCUCUAGUUCCUCUCUCGAAUCUCCUGCCCAUGCUCCCAACCCGAAGUUGUCUUCUACUGCUGACGAGCAAGCCCUCGAUACUGGGCUGCUGUUGUCUUCCCUCACGGAAUUUUACGAUACUCGCGAAUCUGUGCAGUCUGUGAUCUCCUACAAACAAGGCGAAGCCGACGAGUGUGCUCCCAUCAUCACGACACAGAAAGCAACGCCCCCGGCUGUACCAUCUGAUCAGGGAGAGGAGCAGUACUUUUCCGACAUAGAGCGAGAAUCCAUUGGUCGGCGAAAGUCUACCAACAUCUUUGCAGGUAAAUCCGACGGUGCAAGGCUUCCAAGUCUCGGUCAACAGGCUGGACAGGACAGCUUUGCGAGCGAUGACAUCUCCAAGGCGCCGCUUCCUGACACUGGCGGGGCCAACCCAAUCGAUCACAAAGAUCCUUCUGACGAGAUUGUGAGGCGUCUCGCUACCCGCAGUUCAAUACCAGCUGCUGAGACCAGGCAAGCCAGCAAUCCGAACCCUCCGUCGCAACAGGAAGGUAGACGUGCGAAGUCUGGUCGCGAUCUUCGAAGGACUUUCGAGGAAGACAACGGGAUUUCUCCCAAACGGCUCAGGCGCAGUGGAUCACACACUGCUUCUUUGACAGAGAGUGGUACUUCAGCAAAGGAACCCGUCGAUCGUGUCGCGGAGUGGACCCAGAGUACGGAUGUUGGAAAUCCUCGCAACCAGUCUGGGAAGUCCAUUGGUGUGCGUAGACGAGCUGAGGAGAUCGUGGCAAGGAAUCUCGGCCACGACGGUGCAAGCGACAUGAGUGUCUCCCGACAAAGCUGUAUCUCAGGCUCGAUACCAACUGCCAACAUCGGUGUCGAGGAGCAGUAUGGCGAGACCAAAGUGCCGGACGAUGUCGACAACCGCCAAGGGUACGGACGUCGCGUCACACAAGAUUUUGGCUUCCCAGGCGCACGGAUCAAGUCGUAUGGCAUCAACAAGACAAGUCGACCGUUACGAGACCCUGGCAACUGGACUAAGCGAGCGUGCGGACACUUCUCAUACAUGGGCAAAACCGAGCACCGCGAGCAUGCACAAGAGAAAAUAUGUCGGCAAUGCCAAGUCAAGCCGAACCUUAACGAUCCUGAAUCGAGCCUGCGUGAAGAGGUGCAGUCAAUACCCGACCUGGUCGAUCUUGUCAAAUCUGCAGCCGACGAUCUCGGCUUCGAUCUUGACCGAAGGCCCACCGCGACCGACGAUGACGAGUUCCACAACGCCCCUUACGAGGCCACACCCAUGGAUUCUGUCUCACGUCACACAGAUGUCUCCUUCGGGACGAUAGAAAACAGGGCGACGGAGGACGAGCCGCUUACUGAGGACAGCUGGCUACAGCAAACACGUAGACACUUGACCGAACUCUCAGAGGCCCGAGAGCAGCUUAUGGACGAAUUGGAUUCCAUCGCUGGAGAUCUCGACGUGAAAUUUCGAGACCAACCCGAGGUUGAGUCGGUGACUGAUUCGGAUGCACCACAUGCACACCGUGUACUCAGCAAAGCUCCCACGGGUCUCUCGCGUACAUCCACAUUACAGAGAGACGCUCUUAUCGACUCAGUACAGCGUAUGCUCAGCAAAGCGCCUACUGGCAUCUCGCGCAGCUCUACAUGGCAUGAGCAGACUCAGGGAGAAGAGGCUGCGGACGACCUCGAUUUCAGUAAAGCGCCUACUGGCAUCUCACGCAGCUCUACGUGGCAUGAGCAGAGCCAGGGAGAGGUUGCUGACGACCUCGAUUUCAACCCGGCACAGCGCAGAUCAAGCAAAAAUCCUACCGGUCUCUCACGCACGUCUACUUCGCAGAAAGAUGCUAUGAUUGACUCGGUACAACGUGUGCAACGUGUGCUCAGUAAGAUCCCCACCGGUCUCUCACGCAGCGCUACACGGCAUGGAGAAGAUGACGGAAACGAGGAAGAGAAAGAAGCAGUCGAUAAUCGCAGUCUCGGACUUGUGCAGCGUGUACUGAGCCCAACCCCUGCAGACUUCUCGCGCACGUCUACUUCGCAAGCAGAUGCCAUUGUUGACUCGGUGCAGCGCGUGCAACGCGUGCUCAGCAAGAUUCCUACCGGCCUCUCACGCAGCUCUACAUGGCAUGCAGAAAACGAGGAGGCCGUCGAAGACCCCGACAUCGAGCCAGUGCAGCGUGUAUUGAGCAUAUCUCCUCCCGGUAUCUUGCAGGCCUCUACGUGGAUCAGGGACGCUUCUGUCGACGCAACGCGACGUGUACUCAGCAAGCCUCUUACUGGUCUCCUGCGCAAUACUACUUGGCAUGGUAUAGGGGACGAUCCAGCAGACAGUUCCUUCGUCGAGCCCGUACAACGUGUACUCAGCAAGGCUCUUACUGGUCUCUCGCGCAACUCUACAUGGCAAAAGGAUGAUGAUGCACCGGUAGACGAAGCCGUUGUUGAAAGUGUAGAGCGUGGACUCAGCAAGGCUCCUACCAGCCAGGAGGAUACGUCUACUGACAUCGAUACUACUCAGACUGGUCAGCACGACGACGAAGACGAGCCGUUCGGCGAGCUUACGCAGCCUGCGCUCGAAAAGACCAACAGUGGCCUCUCGCGAGCAUCUACGUGGCACGGUAGCAGACCUGUCGACUAUGAAGAGCCCGGAGCUGACGUUACGGGUCUGCAUGAUGAUGAUCUGGUGGCCAAGAUAGUGCAAAGUGUUCUCAGCAAGGUGCCCUCUGGCUUCUCACGCGCAUCCACAUGGCAGAGCAACAAGACUGUCGACAUCGAAGACCUCGGGGCUGACGUUUCGGAUCACCAGGAGGACGAUCUGGUCACCGCAAUGGUGCAGCGUGUUCUCAGUAAAGCGUCCACUGGCAUCUCGAGCAGGCCAACCUGGCCCAGUUCCAACGCCGCCAACACCGUCGAAGACGAAGUUCAAAGCGUUGUCGAUAAGAGUGUCGACGAGCUUCGGCUCAGUCGCGCACUCACUCGGAUCCUCAGUCAACCGAAAGAGCCUCCAUCUGCUGGUCAAGAGCCAUACAAGGCUGAAGACGUUUCGCCUGAAGAGAUCUAG
Molecule: messenger RNA, 3678 nt
Organism: Alternaria novae-zelandiae
Lineage: Eukaryota; Fungi; Ascomycota; Dothideomycetes; Pleosporales; Pleosporaceae
Exons: 3
Coding region: 1-3678 (1225 amino acids)
Source: RefSeq, a predicted model, not a curated record